CCAAUGAGGUUUCGACAUCGGUGGAAGUGGUGAAUUUGAAAGUGUUGCAUGGUAAACAUAGAUUUUCAUCCCACUUUUAACUCUAAACUGAAGGAUUAUUGUACGUUUUAAAACCACAACCAGAUCCCCACAAUCAGGAAUGGAGGAGGAGGAGCACACUGAUAGAGGGAUGCAGUUUGCUCUGCUCUGUCAGAAGCUGCAGAAUAUUCAAAGAAACAUCAAUGAUGAUGACACAGACAACAUCAACAAACUCAUCACAUCAAACUCACCAGACUCCUGCCUCACCUAUCUCACAAAUCUGGAGAAGAAAGGAAAUCCACAUGCGGACCGUAUUCUGCUGAACAAGUUAAUGGAUUGCUACUCUCAAGUGUUUUGCCACAUGCCUAUGGGGAAAUACUGUCAAAACCAAAGCUAUGCACGUAUGUUGGUCAGAUUUGCAGAGCUGAAAGCGAUCCAAGAUGUCAGGGAGGCUCCCGAUAACUUCAAUGUGGCAAUCUCCCACUGCCAAGACUUUGCAUUUGUCCACAUAGCCUACGCCCAAUUUGAACUGAAUCAAGGUAAUGUGCAGAAAAGCGCACAGAUUCUCCAGAGAGCUUAUGAAAUGGAUGCAAAGCCGACAGAACUGCUGCAAGCUGCAAUGCAGAACCUAAAGGCUGGCAGAAAUCCUCUGUCACUCCACGGCGACAAAGAGAACAUUGCAGCAUUGACUGGUGGAAAUGGGCUGGAGGCUUUCAGAGCUGGCUCAGACUUGAGCAGGGGGAUUCACAAGUCAGACCAAUAUGGGGAGUCGCCACCGUUAAGCAUUAUGUCCUCAGGGACUGAAUCAAGAACCACUUCAAAUGAAGAGCAGAUACCAUUUUGGAGGUCCAGUUCACAUCACAAGAGGCCCUCUGCCGCUAUGCCUGGUAGAGUCCCACUUAUUCCUCUCGCUUCCCCUGAGGACGAUAGAGAUGAUAUGAAACACUUGAAUAAGAGUGAGAUGCCUCACCUCAAUGGAAAUAUAUGCAGGACGGAACCACGAGCCUCUUCAAAUGAAGAGCAGAUAGCCUUUUGGAGGUCCAGUUCACAUCACAAGAGGCCCUCUGCUGCUAUGCCUGGGAGAGUUGCUCUUCUUCCUUUCUCUAUCCCAGAGGAUGACAGUGACGAUUUGAAACACACAAAUAAGAGUGAGAUGCCUCAUCCCAAUGGAAUUAUGAGCAGGCAGACGUCCGGGUCACGGGUGAACACUGCGUUGGCCUUCUCGGAGAGCAAGAAGAGCAGCUGGGAGGGCGAGUUGAGCCUCAAGCCUGUGGCUGUUAGUCCAGAGUCUCGUCCAUGGGAAGAUAUCGCUGCAGAAUCUACCACCACACUGCUUCACCGAGCAGACAAGAAAAGCACCAGCCCACCAGAAGACACGACGGAGAGGAUGAACCUGGUGAUUGGCUCCAACUCGCCCGAGUCGUGCUGGACGUACCUGUUGGGGCUGGAGAGGAUGGGGGACCCACGCUCUGACUCGGCCCUGCUCACACGGCUGCUCCAGUGCUACUCCAGAGUGUUCGCCAAGCUGCCCCUCAGCAAACACAGCAAGAACGAGAGCUACGCCAGGAUGCUGGUCCGCUUCGCAGAGCUGAAGGGCAUUGAGGAUCCUGAUGAAGCACAGGACAACUUCAUUGUGGCCAGAUCCAACAGCAGAGAUUUUGCAUUCGUCCAUAUUGCCCAUGCUCAGUUUGAGCUCUCGCAAGGAAACAAGAGGAAAAGCACUUUAAUACUACAGAAAGCUCUUGGGUUGAAGGCCAAACCCAUCGAAACAUUAGAACUGGCCCUGCAGAAUUUGAAGGCAGGGAAAACACGGCUUACCUCUGCUGAGGAUAAGGAGAACAUUGCAGAGCCAGCAGCCCCAACCUUGUCAGCGCUUCAGAGGGAUUGGCCGGAGAGGAAGGAGGCGAAUGCACCCCAGCCGCCCGCCAGCCAGGCCCCCCAGAAACCCCUCAUGGAGAGACCCUCCUCGGAGUGGAAACUCCCUGCUCGAAUCCCUAGAUAUGUUUCUCCAGAGGACAAGAAGCCCCCUAUGCCCCCGCUGCGUACCCCUCGACUGGUGGAUCCGCUGCCCCCACCCUCCUCUCACAUUCCCACCAGACUCGGCACGGGCAUCUCCUGCCAGACCCCCAACUACAAGGACCUGCCCCCCAACAGCUUCGUAACACCUGUCAUGAAACAAAGACCACAAGUGGUGCCCACAACGCUACAGAGCAGCCAGCCCAGCCAUACCCCUCUCCCUCAAACCCCUCAGAACCGGGUGUCAACUGUUCAGCAGACGCCCCAGGGGUCCGUGUUCUCCAAUGAGUCCAUCACCAUAAAAGGUCAGCAGUUUUUCAUUCUGAAGAUGAUCGGCAGCGGGGGAUCCAGCAAGGUGUAUCAGGUGUUGGAUCACAAGAAGCAGCUGUACGCCAUUAAGUAUGUGGACCUGCAGGAGGCAGACACCCCGACGGUGGAGGGCUACAAGAACGAGAUCGAGCACCUCAACCACCUGCAGCAGUACAGCGAGCAGAUCAUCAAACUCUACGACUAUGAGAUCACUAGCAGCCAUAUCUACAUGGUGAUGGAGUGUGGGAAUCUGGACCUCAACACCUGGUUGCGCAAGCGGAAGACUGUGAACGCGCUGGAGAGGAAGUUCUACUGGGGGAACAUGCUGGAGGCAGUGCAGACCAUCCACAAGCAUGGAAUCGUCCAUAGUGAUCUGAAGCCAGCCAACUUUGUCAUUGUGAACGCCUCGUUGAAACUCAUCGACUUUGGCAUCGCGAAUCGCAUUCAACCAGACACGACGAGCAUCAUGAAAGACAAUCCGGUGGGCACGCUGAACUACAUGCCUCCAGAGGCCAUCAGGGACACCUCGGCCAAAGCGGGGCAGGAGGGGACUUCAAAGAUCAGUCCCAAAGGUGACGUGUGGUCCCUGGGCUGCAUCCUGUAUUGCAUGACGUAUGGGAAGACCCCAUUCCAGAGCAUCACCAACCAUCUGGCUAAGAUGCACGCCAUCAUCGAUCCAAAGCACGAGAUUGAGUUCCGGGACAUUUCUGAGAAAGAUCUGUUGGAUGUCCUUAAGAGGUGUCUGGUGCGCAACCCGAAGGAGAGGAUCUCGAUUGCCGAGCUCCUGGGGCAUCCUUACCUCCAGAUCCGGUCACAACAGCCUCCCACUCCUCCUGAACCUGAGAAGCCGUGCAGUGAGGACCUGAAGAGGAUCCUGAAUGAGCUGGCUGCCCUGCAGUCCCCCAACAGCAUCGCCAGGGCUGCCAGUAAUUUGGCAAAAAUGUGCAACAGUGGGAAAAGGUUGGACGUUGCUGAGUGUGUCAAAACGUCCAGUCAGACCUCCUGGAAGAUUUGAGGAUAAUGGUAGAGAACAGGGUCUGUCCACCUUUUGCCAACCACCUCAGGAAUCCUGAAUAUCCGUAUUGUGUAUAUCAAUCUAUCUGUUAUCUGUUUACGCUAUCUGUGUCUAGGCCUAACCUCUCACAUAGAUUUUAGAUGGGCGACACCCUAAUGUGCUAAACUCCAGUCACAACUUCUCCAACCAACCUGCUUUUAAAAUAAUUCCGCCUUUUUGAGAUGUCAUCCUUCAACUGCAACUUGGACAAGCCACUACUAAUUUAGUGUACCUUUUUAGUAUACCAUAUUUUUUUAGUUUCGCCGGCUCAUUUUUUAUGUUAUGUGUAAAACAUGUUAUGUUUUGUUUGUUGAAAAGAAAGAAUAAAUUCCUUUUUGAUCUACAA
Molecule: messenger RNA, 3743 nt
Organism: Engraulis encrasicolus (European anchovy)
Lineage: Eukaryota; Metazoa; Chordata; Actinopteri; Clupeiformes; Engraulidae
Gene: ttk
Product: ttk protein kinase
Exons: 27
Coding region: 140-3358 (1072 amino acids)
Biological process (GO): peptidyl-serine phosphorylation; protein localization to kinetochore; mitotic spindle assembly checkpoint signaling
Cellular component (GO): nucleus; kinetochore
Molecular function (GO): protein serine/threonine/tyrosine kinase activity; protein serine/threonine kinase activity; ATP binding
Source: RefSeq, a predicted model, not a curated record